This is a messenger RNA of Aspergillus udagawae, 1614 nucleotides long. It is a transcript of the gene nop12, whose product is annotated as rRNA-processing protein NOP12. Lineage: Eukaryota; Fungi; Ascomycota; Eurotiomycetes; Eurotiales; Aspergillaceae. Bases 1 to 1614 code for a protein of 537 amino acids. Gene Ontology annotation, molecular function: RNA binding. The record is from RefSeq and is a predicted model, not a curated record. The transcript has 2 exons.
AUGGGCAAGAAAAGUAAGGCCCAGUCGGACAAUGUCUCGCAACCAGGCAAGACAGACGUUACUCUGCCCUUUUUGGGCGGAAAGGCUGCCAUUGACCCAUCAUUGGCUUCAUUGUUCGAAAAAAGUGCUGGUCCAGUGAAAGCUCCGCCUGUGCAGCCGAUGGUCACUCAGAGAAAGGACAAUGAGCCAGAAGAUGAUGUAGAAAAGGAAGAAGAUGAUGAAGAAAUUUCCGAGCUUGAGGAGGGCCCGGAAAGCGAAGAUGAAGAUAUGCAGGACGUUUCGGAAGUCGCCAGUGAUGCUGAGAGUACGCCGGCCGUGGAUACCCAAGCCAGUUCGGGCAGGAAACGGAAAAGAGCCGCUGCGGAAGAUCUCGAAGAGACUUAUAUGCGGCGUAUAGCAAAGGAGGAGCAGAAGGAACAGGAAAAGCGUCGCGCCGAGAAGGCAAAGAGGCAGAAAGUUGAAGAGGAAGGAGAUGGCCCUGAUUCUGCGUCGGACAAGUCUAAAGACGAGGAUGAGGAAAGUUCGGAGGACGAGGACGAAAUUACAGUCCCCAAGCACGAGACUCAGAGCGGUGAUCCGGAGUCCAAGGAACUCGAAAAGAGUAAUCGAACCGUGUUCCUCGGCAACGUCUCGAGCCAGGUCAUCAAGUCCAAAUCGGCGAAGAAGACCCUAUUGAAGCAUCUGGCAUCCUUUCUUUCCACUCUUCCAGAAUCUACAGGGCCUCACAAAGUCGAAUCGAUUCGGUUUCGCUCCGUGGCCUUCGCAAGCGGCGGGAAAGUCCCCAAGCGAGCUGCCUUUGCUAGACGUGAGAUAUUGGAUGAUACUACACCAAGCACCAAUGCGUACGCUGUUUACAGUACGGUGCAGGCAGCGCGGAAGGCACCUGCGGCCUUGAACGGCACUGUUGUUUUAGAUCGACACCUUCGUGUCGACAGCGUUGCGCAUCCGUCCCAGAUCGACCAUAAGCGGUGUGUCUUUGUUGGCAACCUUGAUUUCGUGGACAACGAGACCGACCCCGAUGAAGACGAGAAGAAGAAAAAGAAGAAGUCGGGGCCCGCGGACGUUGAGGAAGGUUUGUGGCGCACAUUCAACGCUCAUACCAAGGGAUCUAAAGAACGGACCUCAAAAGGCAAUGUCGAGUCUGUCCGGGUGGUCCGUGACCGUACUACCCGCGUGGGCAAAGGCUUUGCUUAUGUACAGUUCUAUGAUCAGGUCUGUGUGGAGGAGGCACUUUUGCUCGACGGGAAGAAGUUUCCUCCCAUGCUGCCGCGGAAACUCCGGGUGACGCGGGCCAAGAAGCUCCCCAAGAAGCGUGAUGGCCCAGAGACUGGGUCUCAUGGCAAAGCGCUUGGGGAGGGCUUCUCGACGCUUCAAGGCCGUGCAGGUAAGCUCUUUGGUAGAGCCGGUGCGGCUAUGAUGAAGGCCGAAGGGAGAAAGUCUAUAUCCGGGAACUCGGUGGUGUUUGAAGGUCAUCGAGCAACAGAGGGCGGAUCAUCGCGCGUCAAAAUUAAGACCAAGAGCCGUGGCUCCAAAGGCAAGCCGAAGAAUCGGAGCGCCAAGCGAGCUGCAGCCUACCAGGCUGCCGGAGGCAGGAAAGGAAAGAUGGCAAAAUAG